AUGGGUGAUCAGGCGUACCAGAAUUUCCAGCAGCAUCAGCAACAAUAUCAAAAUGAACAUAAUACACAGUUGGGGUCAAUAGUAGAUCUCAACCCAGUGUUUCAAGAGAUCAACAAUAUCGACCAAGGUUACAUUAAUAUACAGCCUCCUCCUACUGUCAAUGCGCCAAUUAUACCAACACAGAAGACUUUCAAGUAUGCCAAUGAUUGCUCUAUCAGUAUCGGUUGCACUCCAUCUGGAUUCACCACCAUUCUCCUUCAUAUAAGAGAUACCCCCUAUUUUGGUGUGGGGACAAUAUACAGUCUGAGCGCCUUGGAACUGAAGGACGCUACAAUUUACUACAAUUCCAAACACGACUUCCUUCUCGAAGAAGAUAUUGAUCCUAAUAGCAUAUCACCCUUGGAUCUAGAUAAAGAUAGACGACUUCACAAAAUCUGCAUUUAUAAACUAAACGAAACUGGGGAAUACCGAAUCGAUUUUGUAAAGCUUGCCAAGACUGGUAUUGAAGAGCUUGACCGUCAAGAUCCAUGGAAAGACUUUAACGAUAUGCGGAACCAGGGGGCUGGUGAUAGGCAGGUGGAAAUGAUGAGAAAAUUCAUCAACAUUUUAAGCACCAGUCGCAACGAACCUGAUAUUAUAGUCACUUCCAGCAUCCCCGAAAAAUCUCCUGAUCUUAAACCAUGCGUAGGCAUAAUGGAGUUUAAAAGAGUCCAGUAA
Molecule: messenger RNA, 717 nt
Organism: Pichia kudriavzevii
Lineage: Eukaryota; Fungi; Ascomycota; Pichiomycetes; Pichiales; Pichiaceae
Exons: 1
Coding region: 1-717 (238 amino acids)
Source: RefSeq, a predicted model, not a curated record